AUGCGGCGCCAAACCAUGCCGGCCAUCCGGCGCCGAAGACCAACGGCGCCCCAAUUGGUCACUCCACGAAGACGCUCGGGUCCGCACCAAUGUAUCGGAAUGUGGCGGCACCUCGGGAUUCUUCAACGGGGCCCUUCGGUGUGGCUCGGCAUUGGCCGAGGUCCAGCAACAACAGCACAAGGCAUUGUGGCUCAGCACCUAAAGCCACAAUCACGUUGUCUGGGAUGGACCUUGACUCUUCUAAGGCUUCGCCUUCGGCCGCUCGAGCCGUUUAGCGACUUGGGGGCGCUGGUUGCGGCGUUCUCAGUGACGUGGGACUAG
Messenger RNA from Colletotrichum tamarilloi, 321 nucleotides. RefSeq lists its product as uncharacterized. The record is from RefSeq and is a predicted model, not a curated record. Bases 1 to 321 code for a protein of 106 amino acids. Lineage: Eukaryota; Fungi; Ascomycota; Sordariomycetes; Glomerellales; Glomerellaceae. The transcript has a single exon.